Molecule: messenger RNA, 669 nt
Organism: Solanum verrucosum
Lineage: Eukaryota; Viridiplantae; Streptophyta; Magnoliopsida; Solanales; Solanaceae
Exons: 1
Coding region: 1-669 (222 amino acids)
Source: RefSeq, a predicted model, not a curated record
AUGAUAACUGCAGAUUUUACUGGCCAAUUGAAAGGUUGGUGGGAUAAUUAUCUCAAUCAGGAGCAAAGAGAUAAAGUUCUACAAGUAGUUAAAUUAGAAGGAGAGCAAUAUACUCAGAAUGCAGUUUAUACACUGGUUCUAAAUAUUAUUGAACAUUUUUCAGGAAGAUGGUCAGAAAAUAGCGAGACCAUUAGAAACUUGCUUCAAAACCUUAGAUGUAAAACUCUUACAUCAUUUAGGUAUUAUAAGGAUGUGUUUUUAUGCAGAGUAAUGGAAUUGCCAGAGUGUAAUAGCACUCAUUGGAAAUCCAAAUUUAUAGAUGGAUUACCAACUCUCUUUGCUGAAAGGGUUAGAAAAGCCAUCAGAGGAGAAAAUCACAGUAUAAAUUAUGAUGAGUAUACCUAUAGAAAGCUUAUAGGUGCUUGUGUCCAAGUAGAAUUAGCAUUGUGCAAUGAGAUUAAGUUGAAUCAACAGAUUAAGCGACAUCGCUUAAAUGAAAGAAAACAACUAGGAGAGUUUUGCGAACAAUUCACAUUUGAUAUUCCCAAACAAAAAUCUAAAGAUAAGGAAUAUACUCCUAAGAAGAAAAAAUCUUCCAAGAAAUAUUAUGAGAAAUGGAAGAAAAAGAGGAUUGAAAAAAAGCUUAGAAGAGCUGAAGAAGGAAAAUGA